AUGAACAAUAUACAAUUCCUCAGCGACGAGUCUGUUCAUCAGUUAUUGAUAAAUCUCAUCAAAGAUGAGGCAAUUACCUUCCGGAAUGCUAUGGAGCAGACUUUCGAAGACUUCUCUGCCGCUGGCGAGCGUCAGUAUCAGCCCGACCCUAGCUCUGCCACUCGGCCCAAUUGCCAACAGACACUCUUUCGCCCUUUCACUUCAGAUUCGACGGCCGGCACCAAGCUUGUCGUUGAGUCUGCUCCUAACCCUGACUGCAAGAGAAAUCCUCUGCACGGUGUCCUCAUCCUCCUGGAUGGACAGGGCAAUCCUACUGGUGUGCUGAGCGCCGAGGAAGUGACUGGCUACCGGACAUCCAUGAACGCCAUGGGACCUUUCUCUUGGAGGAAACUGGGAUUUGAGGUUAAGACCAUCACUUUUGUGAAUCCUUCCAAGGAGCGGGUUGAUAAACUCAUUGAAACAGUCUCUGACAUCGACUGCGUCUUCUGCACCACUCCUUCUCAAAAGCCUUUAUUUCCUGCUAGUUAUUUAAUCGAGGGAAGCAUUUCCAGCCGUCAGCCUUUUGUUUCUGCCAUUGGCUCCUGGCAGCCGGACAUGAUCGAAUUGGAUCCCGCAAUGCUGCACCAUGCUGUAAUCGCUGAGAGCGGAUAUAACCUUUCUAGUGGCGAGGCUCAGGGAGCGGUGCUUGUCGAUGACCAGCAUUAA
Molecule: messenger RNA, 705 nt
Organism: Penicillium subrubescens
Lineage: Eukaryota; Fungi; Ascomycota; Eurotiomycetes; Eurotiales; Aspergillaceae
Exons: 3
Coding region: 1-705 (234 amino acids)
Cellular component (GO): cytoplasm
Source: RefSeq, a predicted model, not a curated record